Molecule: messenger RNA, 1026 nt
Organism: Eutrema salsugineum
Lineage: Eukaryota; Viridiplantae; Streptophyta; Magnoliopsida; Brassicales; Brassicaceae
Product: ethylene-responsive transcription factor ERF086
Exons: 1
Coding region: 1-1026 (341 amino acids)
Biological process (GO): regulation of DNA-templated transcription
Molecular function (GO): DNA binding; DNA-binding transcription factor activity
Source: RefSeq, a predicted model, not a curated record
AUGUCAACCUCCAAAACCUUGGAUCAUAAUAAACCAUUCGAAACAUCCCAAACCCAAAUGGGUUUUGCUCUAGUCCACCAAAACACAACCACCACCACAACCUCCACAGCCGGCGAGAGACGAGGCCGGAGAUCAAAGCAAGCAGAGCCAGGGAGGUUCCUAGGAGUCAGGAGACGUCCAUGGGGUCGUUACGCAGCUGAGAUCAGAGAUCCAACCACCAAAGAACGUCACUGGCUCGGCACUUUCGAUACAGCUCAUGAAGCUGCUCUUGCCUACGACAGAGCCGCUCUUUCAAUGAGAGGCACUCAAGCUCGAACUAACUUCGUCUACACUCCAAAUGAUGUUCACACCAUCCUCACAAACCCUAAUCUCCAUUCUCUCAUCGUCUCUCCUUACAAUAACCAAUCUUUCUUACCAAACUCUUCUCCUCAGUUUGUCAUUGAUCACCAUCCUCAUUAUCAAAACUAUCAUCACCAUCAGCAACCUAAACAUACUCUCCCACAGACCGUCUUACCCGCCGCUUCUUUCAAAACUCCGGUUCGUCAUCAAAACGUGGAUAUUCAAGCGUUUGGUACUAGUCCUCAAAAUUCCUCUUCUAAUGGCUCGUUAUCUUCUUCACUAGACGAAGAAAGCAACUUGUUCUUCUCUUCAGAACAUAAUAACUCCAAUAAUAACUCCGGUUACUUGGACUGCAUUGUCCCAACCAACUGCCUUAAACCACCUCUGGAAACCACCACCAUACAAAAUCAAACCGGAGCUGGUUUCACAACUCCGGCAGCAAGCAAAACCUCCGAAUCGUACGGAGGGUUUAGUAAUAGCUACUUCGAAGAUGGUGGUAUGAUGAUGAAUCAUCAUGAGUUUGGUUCUUGUGAUCUAUCUGCCAUGAUCACUAACUAUGGUGCUGCUGCUUCAAUGUCAAUGGAAGAUUACGCGAUAAUGGGGCCGCAAGAUUUCUCUGCUUCUUCUUCUAUCCCUGGUUUUGGAGAUCUUGUUGCAGACACUGCAGGCUUCUACUCACUCUAUUAG